Thyridium curvatum is the source of this 657-nucleotide messenger RNA. RefSeq lists its product as uncharacterized. NCBI's taxonomy places the organism in Eukaryota, Fungi, Ascomycota, Sordariomycetes, Thyridiales, Thyridiaceae. The transcript has 2 exons. Gene Ontology annotation, molecular function: ubiquitin binding. The record is from RefSeq and is a predicted model, not a curated record. Bases 1 to 657 code for a protein of 218 amino acids.
AUGGCCGACGACCAGAUCAACGUGCCGUCCCUGGUGCUGGUGCUAGUCCUCUCCGGGCUGGUGAUCCGGUACCUCUUCUUCUCGCCGUCGGGCGACCAGGCGGGCGGCGCCCAGCAGGGCUCGGGCGGCCGGAGCACGCGGGACGCGUCGGCGGCGGCGACGGCGCAGCGGCGCAGGGACGAGGCCGCCGAGAGGAUAGUGCAGAUGUUCCCGCAGGUCGACCGGCGCACGGCGCUGUGGGACCUGCAGCGCAACGGGUGCAAUAUCACCGCCACGACGGAGAGGAUACUGGCUGGGCGCAUGGAGACGCCACCGAUCACCUUCCAGCCUCCCCCGCCUCCGGGAGCCGCGACCGGCUCCUCGUCCACGUCGACUCAGGCCAGGCCCGCGGCGGAUAAGCCGGCCCAGCCGGACCUGAUCCAGAGGUACAAGCUGCAGGACAAGCUGGCGGCAGAGCAGGCGAGCGGCGCCGAGCCAGAGGCCCAGCCCGCGCCGGGACAGGCGGCUGGCAAGGGCAAGGGCUGGAGCAACAACAAGGAGGAGCGGCAGUCGCUGCUGCAGAAGCGGAGGGACGAGAUGAUCCUCGCGGCGCGGCGGAAGAUGGAGGCCAAGAUUGCGGCGGAGAAGGCCAAGACCGAGGGCGCGGCGAGCAGUUAG